AUGCGGGGGAUAACAAGGUUUUUAUUAACUCUAAUUCCGCACUUCAGAAAGAUUUUGUUGUCAGCUUUUGAGUGUCCACAUUGUGGUGAGAGGAACAAUGAAGUGCAGUUUGCUGGUGAGCUCCAGCCGCAAGGAUGUUAUUACCAAUUGGAAUUUGCAUCGGGGGAUCAAAAGAUGCUCAAUCGUCAAGUGGUGAAAUCUGAGACAGCCACUAUAAAGGAGACAAAUGCAUUGGAAAGAGUACAUGGGCAUAACAGGAACGUGGAAAUAGCUGCAGGCUGCUUCAUUAACCAUUUGGGAUUAAGAAUGAUUCCUGAACUGGAUUUUGAGAUUCCACCAGAGGCUCAACGCGGAUCUUUGUCAACUGUUGAAGGAAUAUUGGUAAGAGCUGCUGAUGAGUUAGAGGCCCUUCAAGAUGAAAGAAAGAAAGUGGAUCCUAAAACUGCUGAAGCAAUCGACUUAUUUUUGCAAAAACUGAGGGCUUAUGCAAAAGGAGAAUCUUCCUUUACUUUCAUUCUUGAUGAUCCUGCGGGCAAUAGCUUCAUUGAGAAUCCGUAUGCUCCUUCUCCCAAUCCAUUAUUGACUAUUAAGUUCUAUGAACGGACUCCUGAGCAACAAGCAUCUCUGGGGUACCUUGUUGACCCAUCAAAGAUGGGUGACGUUGGUGAUGAAACAUCUUCAGAGGAAAACAGACAUAACUCUGAUCAAUCAAGUAGAGAACCUCAUGGAUCUAUUGGAGCUCCUGCUGGUCAUCGGGCUAUUGCUCAAGAGAUUCCAUAUUUCCAAGAAGUUAUUGUUAUGGCAUCUACCUGUGAUGCUUGUGGAUACCGCAAUUCUGAGUUAAAACCUGGUGGCCGAAUUCCUGAAAAAGGAAAGAAAAUUACAUUACAUGUGAAGAACAUAAAUGAUUUAAGCCGUGAUGUGAUAAAGCAUAAAAUCAAACAUUGUCCAAACAAUUGA
Molecule: messenger RNA, 960 nt
Organism: Thlaspi arvense
Lineage: Eukaryota; Viridiplantae; Streptophyta; Magnoliopsida; Brassicales; Brassicaceae
Source: the annotation of a GenBank genome assembly